UGAUACUUGCUGCAGCCAACGAGUCUGGAGCGCCUGCUGGUGGUUAGUGCUUACAGUUGCCACUUGCUCAUCAAUGGAGCAACCAACGCCGAGAACGAGUGCAGUUGUGCCAUGGUCGUUGCUGCUGCUCUGCCUCGUGAGCGGGGCACUGCAAGCUCGUGCCCAGCCCAACGGUUUUAUAAGCAUAGACUGCGGGGGACCGACAGGCUACGUGGAUGACACCACCGGGCUAUCCUACACCACGGACGCCGGCUUCAUCGACGCCGAUGCCGGCAACAACCACAACAUUUCUGUUGAAUACAUUACUCCGUCGACGCCCAAGAGCUGGUACAGCGUGCGCAGCUUCCCCAGUGAAACACGCAACUGCUACACUCUCAGCUCACUCGUGUCCGGACUCCAGUACCUUGUCCGGGGCAAGUUCUUGUACGGCAACUACGAUGACCCCAACAGGCUACCCAUCUUCGACCUCUACAUCGGCGUUAACUUCUGGACAAGAGUGAACAUCUUAGAAGCCGGCGCAGCGGUAUAUACAGAGGCCAUCAUGGUGGUGCCGAACGAUUCCUUGCAGGUUUGCUUGAUGAACACCGGCAGCGGGACGCCGUUCAUCUCAGGACUGGAUCUGAGGCCGCUAAAGAACAAGCUCUACCCACUGGCCAACGAGACGCAGGCCCUGGUCCUGCUACACAGGUUCAACUUCGGACCGACUGAUAGCCACGACAUUAUCAGGUACCCUUUGGAUCCGUAUGACCGGAUAUGGUUCCCUUUUGUCGACGCUACAGACUGGACUGACAUGUCAACGGACAUGAACGUGAACGCUGAUGUCGACCAGCUCUUCCAGCCGCCUGAGGCAGUGAUGCAGACGGCCAUCACGCCGCGGAACGUCUCCAACAACAUAGAGUUUAGCUUGGACCUCGAGAGUUUUCCUAGUGACCUGCGCCUGGGGUACAUCUAUACGUUGUACUUCUGUGAACUGGAGGACCUCAGCAGUAGUAAUGCAGUACGGGAGUACUACAUCAACCUGGAUGACGUCCUGCAGGUGGAGUCCUCGGAAGAAGCCUACACUCCGACAUACCUUGUGGACCGUUACUUCUACUCAACUGGGCCCUUUCAAGCCGACCAGUCCAUUGUUAUCUCCCUCAACGCCACCGCUGAGUCAACGCUGCCGCCCAUCAUAAACGCCAUCGAGCUAUUCGCCGUCAUCGCAACCACCACCCUGGGUACUGACGAACAGGACGUAUCUGCCAUCACGGCUAUCAAGGAGAUGUACCAGGUGCACAAGAACUGGAUGGGUGACCCGUGCGUUCCCAAGGCCCUCAACUGGGAUGGCUUGACCUGCAGCUAUGACGUAUCCAAACCUCCAAUAAUUACAAACGUAAACAUGUCCUUCAAUGGUCUCCGUGGUGGUAUAUCGCCAAAUUUCGCAAAUCUAAAGGACGUCCAAUACUUGGAUCUCUCAAACAAUAACCUUACAGGAUCAAUUCCAGAUACCCUUGCACGAUUACAUUCAUUAAUACUUUUAGAUCUCUCAAACAACAAUCUAAAUGGAUCAAUUCCGUUUGGACUUCUCAAAAAGAUCGAAGAUGGCUCCUUGAGUCUGAGAUAUAGCAACAAUCCUGAUCUUUGUACUAAUGGCAACUCAUGUCAGCUUCCUGAAAGGGGCAGCAAAGUAGCCAUCUACAUAGCUGUUCCUGUAGUUGUGAUUGUGGUGUUAGUGUUAGCGUCAGUACUAUGCUUUUGCAUGCAAAGAAAAAGGAAGCAAGGAUCAAUCAAUUACUCCGUAAAGCUGACAAAUGAAGGUGAUGGGAAUAGUUCACUUAGACUUGAGAACCGUCGGUUCACGUACAUGGAACUGCAGAUGAUAACGAACAACUUCCAGCGAGUGCUUGGCCAAGGUGGGUUCGGGUAUGUCUUCCAAGGCUCCCUGGAAGAUGGCACUCAGGUGGCAGUAAAGUUGAGGUCUCAUUCUUCAAAUCAAGGUGUCAAGCAAUUCCUCGCAGAGGCUCAAGUUUUAACACGGAUCCAUCAUAGGAAUCUUGUCUCCAUGAUUGGUUACUGCAAAGAUGGGGUGCACAUGGCACUUGUCUAUGAGUACAUGCCUCAAGGAACGCUACACGAGCACAUUUCAGGGAAACACAACAAUGGGCUAGGUUUACCCUGGAGACAAAGACUCCGAGUCGCACUUGAAUCUGCCCAAGGGCUGGAGUACCUACACAAAGGUUGCAACCCACCUAUAAUUCACAGGGAUGUUAAGACCACCAACAUUCUGUUAAACGCAAGACUAGAGGCCAAGAUUGCCGAUUUUGGAAUGUCCAAGGCUUUCAACUAUGAAGAUAGCACCCAUGUGUCCACCAACACGUUUGCCGGUACACAUGGAUAUGUUGAUCCAGAGUAUCAAAGAACAAUGCAGCCGUCGACCAAGAGUGACGUGUACAGCUUUGGUGUCGUGCUGCUACAACUAGUCACGGGUAAGCCGGCCAUUCUACGCGAUCCCAAGCCCAUAACAAUCAUCAACUGGACACGACAAGUGCUUGCACGGGGAGACAUUGAAAGCAUGGUGGACGCGCGUAUGCAAGGUGAUCAUGACAUCAAUGCUGUUUGGAAGACUACAGAGAUUGCGCUCAUGUGCACUGAGCAAGCGCCCCAGCAGCGGCCCUCCAUGAUUGACGUGGUGAUGCAACUACAAGAGUGCCUCGAUCUCGAGUUAGGCAGUGGCAAUGGUGGCAAAGACCCAAACAUGGGCUACAAUGUUGCCACUUACAUGUCCAUUGAUGUGAGUCAAAACAACGGUACGUUUGAGAUAGAUCACAAUUAUACAACUGGGCCGCCAAUGGAUACAGGUCCAGCAGCCGCACGAUGAAGACAACUUUGUGAACCCAAUCUACCAGCCAUCAUGAAUUCUCUUCUUUCAUGAUCAGAUCUCUACAAUAAUUUUUACAACGUUUUACCUAGGUGUGUAAUGUUCUUGCCAUAUGAAGUGUCUAGUUCAAUUA
This is a messenger RNA of Hordeum vulgare subsp. vulgare (domesticated barley), 2990 nucleotides long. Its product is annotated as receptor-like protein kinase At3g21340. Gene Ontology annotation, biological process: protein phosphorylation. The coding region runs from base 74 to 2857 and encodes 927 amino acids. Lineage: Eukaryota; Viridiplantae; Streptophyta; Magnoliopsida; Poales; Poaceae. Gene Ontology annotation, molecular function: ATP binding; protein kinase activity; protein binding. The transcript has 13 exons. The record is from RefSeq and is a predicted model, not a curated record.